This is a messenger RNA of Aquila chrysaetos chrysaetos, 930 nucleotides long. RefSeq names its product olfactory receptor 1019-like. Gene Ontology annotation, molecular function: G protein-coupled receptor activity; olfactory receptor activity; odorant binding. The record is from RefSeq and is a predicted model, not a curated record. Gene Ontology annotation, cellular component: membrane. NCBI's taxonomy places the organism in Eukaryota, Metazoa, Chordata, Aves, Accipitriformes, Accipitridae. The transcript has a single exon. The coding region runs from base 1 to 930 and encodes 309 amino acids. Gene Ontology annotation, biological process: sensory perception of smell; G protein-coupled receptor signaling pathway.
AUGACACCUGUCAAUCACACUGAUGUGCGCGAGUUUGUUCUCUUGGGGCUGACUGCCUGCCUGGAUCUUCAGGUUCCCCUUUUCUUGGCUUUCCUGGCCAUGUACAUGAUGACUCUCUUGGGGAACUUUGGGAUAAUUAUAUUAAUCAGGACUGAUCUUCACCUUCACACCCCCAUGUACUACUUCCUCAGCCACUUGGCUUUUGUCGAUGUCUGCUAUUCCUCCGUCAUCCUCCCCAAAAUGCUGGUGCAGAUCUUGACGGAGGAGAAAACCAUCGGCUUCUCGGGGUGCGCAGCCCAGCUCUGCUGCUUCGUUAUUUUUGGGGUCACCGAGUGCCUCUUGCUGGCCGUGAUGGCCUAUGACAGGUAUGUGGCCAUCUGCAAGCCCCUCCUGUACCCCGCCAUCAUGUGCGAAAGGAUGUGCCGGUGGCUCGUUGCUGGUUCCUACUGCGUUGGCGUCUUGCACGCGGUGACGCACACCACUUUCAUCUUCACUUUCUCCUUCUGCCGCUCCAAUGUUAUCAACCACUACUUCUGCGACAUUGCCCCGCUCUUAGCUCUCUCCUGCUCCGACACCCACACCUACGAGGUGGUUGUCCUUGCUCUCGUCAGCCUAAACUGUCUCAGCACCAUGACCAUCAUCUUUAUCUCCUACACUUAUAUCCUCCCCACCAUCCUGAGGAUCCGCUCUCGGGCAAGCAGGACAAAAGCCUUCUCCACCUGUGCCUCCCACCUGACGGUCGUCACCAUGUUCUAUGGGGCAAUCUUGUUCAUGUACCUGCGCCCCAGCUCCGCCUAUGUGUUGGAUGAGAACAAGAUGGCCACGCUGUUUUACACCGUCAUGACCCCCACGCUGAAUCCCUUGGUCUACAGCCUGAGGAACAGUGAGGUGAAGGCUGCCCUGAGAAGAGCGGUUGGGAAAAGGCAGUGA